Messenger RNA from Mesorhabditis belari, 2313 nucleotides. Lineage: Eukaryota; Metazoa; Nematoda; Chromadorea; Rhabditida; Rhabditidae. The record is from the annotation of a GenBank genome assembly.
AUGGGGCGUAUGGACGUGUCGAAAAUGCGGUAUCUUGAAGGAGAACACUUCAGGAUAUUGCUAGCGGUUGAAAUGGGCAUGAAGAAUCACGAGUUGGUUCCGCUUCCUCUCAUCUCUUCUGUCGCAAAGAUUCAUCGAGGUGGCGUCACGAAAAGUCUCGCUGACUUGAUGAAAAUCGGGCUCGUUGCUUAUGAACGUGGACGGAAAUAUGAUGGAUAUCGUUUGACGAAACUUGGCUAUGAUUAUCUUGCUUUGAAAGCUUUGUGCUCGCGGGAAGUCGUCGGUUCCGUAGGAAAUCAAAUUGGAGUGGGAAAAGAAUCUGAUGUUUACGUCGGAGGCGACCCAGAACUAAAUGAUUUGUGCCUGAAAUUUCACCGCCUCGGCCGAACGUCUUUUCGAAAAAUCAAAGAGAAACGUGAUUACCAUAAGAAGAGGAAAUCUGCCAGCUGGCUAUAUUUGAGUCGACUUGCGGCUUCAAAGGAGUUUGCGUUUUUGAAGGCUCUAGCUGAGGCAGGCUUUCCAGUACCAAGACCGGUUGAUGUUUGCCGACAUCUUGUUGUGAUGGGACUUGUUGAGGGUAUGACCCUUUGUCAUGUCGAUAAAAUUGAAGAUCCCGGUGCUUUGUACGACAGGUUAAUGUGCUUGAUCGUCAAAUUAGCUCGAUAUGGACUCAUUCAUGGAGAUUUUAAUGAAUUCAAUGUUAUGCUUGUUGAGAAGGAGAAAGUUGUGCUGAUCGAUUUCCCACAGAUGGUGAGCAUGGAUCAUACCAACGCAAAGUACUAUUUCGAUCGGGAUGUGGAAUGUGUUCGAACUUUAUUCAAGCGCAAAUUCAACUACUUGUGCGAUGAAUAUCCGAAGUUUGAGGAUAUGACAAGAAAAUUCAACCUCGAUGUUCAACUAGAAGCUAGUGGUUUCACGAAGAAGAUGGCCGAAGAUCUGAAUAAAGCGUACGAUGAAGGAAACUUCCUGAUGCAUGAAGAACAAAAUAAAGAGGCCACGAGUUCGGAUGAGUCUGGCAAUGGAGAUGAGGAAGAAGUGGAGUGGGGCAGCGAAUUGAGCGAGGUCGAAGAAGAGGAUGAGGAUGAAGCCGAUGAUAUCGACAAAGAAGAGCAAGUAGCUGAGGAACAGGAGAAUAAGAAAAAGGAACAAGAGCUCAAUAAAUCGUCACGAUUCGAUUCUUGGCUUAAAGAUGCCACGUCGCAGCUAGAUGAGAUUUUGCGAACAAGAGGGAGGCGAAGAGCACAACUUAAGAUCGUGAGGCGUACAUCAAGGCACGAGAAGAAGCUGAUCAAGAGGGAAUUGGAGGCGAUUGAACGAGAAAUCGGUGGUGAUGCACAAGAGGACAAUGCAAAGCGACAAACUAAAAAGAUUAAGACUGGAACAAAAUCUGUGCGCUCGACGUCUACAUCAAUUCCCCCAGAUGAAAUCAAAAGAAGAGUAGCAUUGGAAGCAAAGCGAAAUAAGGAGAAAGUUCGUCUGAAGGUCAAGGGUCGUCAAUCUGCGGUGAAUCAGGCAACGGUGGAAAUGGCGAGCAAUGGGCACUUGUGCAAGCACAUGGCCGCCGCGGAUGCUGUGAUUCCUCCGGACUUUGAGCUUCCGGUUGAUGCGUUCGAUAUCCCGCAUUGCUACGAAGGAGAUCUGGGAGCGGUGAUUGUACCAGAAGGAAUGAUCAAGGAUCGUGUGAGGAGACUUGCUAAGGAUAUACACGCAAAAAUUGGAGACAACGAGCUGAGCUUACUCUGUGUGCUCAAAGGAAGCUACAAAUUUUUCACAGCAUUGGUUGACGAGUUGGCGUACGCUCGCUCCUCAUGCACUCAACCCAUGACCGUUGACUUUAUCAGAUGUCAGAGCUAUGAGGAUACACAAUCGACAGGUAUGAUUCAAAUCAUCGGACUCAGCAACCUUCAAGAGCUCAAAGGAAAGAACGUAUUGAUAGUUGAAGACAUUGUCGACUCGGGGCAAACGUUGGCUCGGCUGCUUCACACUCUCGAGGAAUUGGGCGUGAGCACAAAAACUUGGACGACGACCUUGUUGAGCAAAAAUGUCCCGAGAAAGGUUGAUGUGAAAGAGGACUUUGUCGCGUUUCGAAUCCCGGACAAAUUCAUAGUCGGCUACGGUUUGGACUACAAUCAGAAAUUCCGCGACCUCAACCACAUUUGCAUCACUUCUGAAGGUCCAAGCUUCAAGCAAACCGAGCAAACGCCUCUUGAUGUUAAUCAGAAGAAAGCUGACGAUUUACCUCGCAAAAAACUCUCGGCGAAACCAAAGGAUUCGCAAAAACGUCAGCGAAAGAGAAAGAAAAAAUACCACUUG